Messenger RNA from Acanthisitta chloris (rifleman), 527 nucleotides. Its product is annotated as UV radiation resistance-associated gene protein-like. The transcript is spliced from 5 exons. The record is from RefSeq and is a predicted model, not a curated record. The annotation marks the transcript as partial. Gene Ontology annotation, molecular function: SNARE binding. Gene Ontology annotation, biological process: SNARE complex assembly. Gene Ontology annotation, cellular component: endosome; lytic vacuole. NCBI's taxonomy places the organism in Eukaryota, Metazoa, Chordata, Aves, Passeriformes, Acanthisittidae.
AAAAAGGAGAGUGAAUGUUUACAACUGAAGAUCCUGGUGCUACGUAAUGAACUGGAGAGGCAGAAGAAGGCACUUGGUCAAGAAGUAGCUUUGUUGCAUAAGCAAAAAAGUACUUUGCUUGAUAGAGAAAAUGCAUUUGGGACUGAAUGCCAGAAACUCCAAGAGCAUAAUGAAUCCCUGCAUGAAUUAAGGAAGGAAUGUACUGCUAAGAGAGAACUCUUCUUGAAGACAAAUGCCCAGCAGACUAUUCGAUGCAAGCAGCUGCUGUCAGAGCUAUCCUGCAUCUACCCUAUUGAUCUGAAUGAUCAAAAGGAUUACUUUGUUUGUGGAGUCAAGCUUCCUAAUUCUGAAGACUUUCAAGCAAAAGAUGAUGGAAGCAUUGCUGUUGCCCUGGGCUACACUGCUCACCUGGUUUCCAUGAUCUCCUUCUUCUUGCAAGUGCCACUCAGGUAUCCAAUAAUUCACAAGGGCUCCAGGUCUGCUAUCAAAGACAACAUCAAUUACAAGCUGACAGAGAAAGAGAGAGA